Messenger RNA from Manihot esculenta (cassava), 3172 nucleotides. Its product is annotated as importin subunit beta-1. NCBI's taxonomy places the organism in Eukaryota, Viridiplantae, Streptophyta, Magnoliopsida, Malpighiales, Euphorbiaceae. The transcript is spliced from 3 exons. The record is from RefSeq and is a predicted model, not a curated record. The coding region runs from base 266 to 2881 and encodes 871 amino acids. Gene Ontology annotation, cellular component: cytoplasm; nucleus. Gene Ontology annotation, molecular function: nuclear import signal receptor activity; small GTPase binding. Gene Ontology annotation, biological process: protein import into nucleus.
CUUCAGAAAGUCCACACCAUCACCUCCCGCUUGUUCUCUACAUUCGAAAUAGAUUAUAUAAUACCCCCCAAAAACCCUCAGAUUCAAAAACCUAAAUACUCAAAUCACCAUUUCCUCUCUCUCCUUCUUAGCUUCGUGUCGCUCGACAAUAACACAGUGAGAGGGCGCGGGAGAGGCAGAGAGAGAGAAACCCUAAGUUCAUUUCCAGCGUGGUUUUGGUUUUCUUCGGGGUUUUAUCAGAUUCCUAGUGUAAGUGUUGAAAGAAAUGGCUAUGGAGAUCACUCCAAUUCUGUUGUCUGCCCAGUCCCCGGAUGCAAAAGUUCGAAAUGAGGCAGAAGCUAAUCUUAGGCAGUUCCAAGAGCAGAAUUUACCCCUUUUCCUUCUGUCUUUAUCAGUUGAGCUUGCAAACAAUGAAAAACCUAAUGAAUCUCGUCGAUUGGCUGGUAUUGUACUUAAGAACUCCUUGGAUGCAAAAGAUGCUGCGAGAAAGGAACAUCUUGUCCAACAGUGGAUGGCGAUUGAAUUUUCUAUUAAGUCCCAAAUCAAAGACUUGUUAUUGAGAACCCUUGGAUCAUCUGUACAGGAGGCUAGACAUACAUCCGCACAAGUGAUUGCUAAGGUUGCUUCCAUUGAGGUUCCCCGAAAGCAAUGGCCUGAGCUAAUUGGAUUAUUGCUUCACAAUAUGACCCAACAAGAUGGUCCUGGAGCAUUAAAAGAGGCAACCCUGCAAACUCUUGGGUAUGUUUGUGAGGAGAUAUCCAAUCAAGACCUUGUGCAAGAUGAAGUGAACAAUGUUCUGACUGCGGUUGUCCAAGGCAUGAACCUUGCCCAACAUGGUCCUGAAGUCCGCCUUGCAGCAACAAGGGCUUUAUACAAUGCCCUGGAAUUUGCACAAACCAACUUCCAAAAUGAAAUGGAGCGAAAUUACAUUAUGAAGGUGGUCUGUGAGACAGCCUUGUCCAAAGAGGUAGAGAUUAGACAGGCUGCUUUUGAGUGUCUUGUUUCAAUAGCGUCAACAUACUAUGAUGUGCUUGAACCUUAUAUGCAAACCCUCUUUCAACUCACAUCAAAUGCAGUAAAAGGAGAUGAAGAGACAGUUGCCCUUCAAGCAAUUGAGUUUUGGAGCUCCAUCUGUGAUGAAGAGAUAGAGAUUCAAGAAUAUGAGAGUCCUGAAAGUGGGGAUUCUGAGCCUGUUCAUUCCCAGUUCAUAAAGAAGGCCCUUCCAUCUCUUGUUCCUAUGUUGCUGGAAACAUUAUUGAAGCAGGAAGAAGAUCAAGAUCAAGAUGAUAGCAUCUGGAAUAUAUCCAUGGCAGGUGGGACCUGUCUAGGUCUUGUUGCUAGAACUGUUGGGGAUGAUGUUGUGCUCCUUGUAAUGCCCUUUGUGGAGGCUAACAUAGUAAAGCCUGAUUGGCGUAGUCGUGAGGCAGCUACAUUUGCAUUCGGCUCAAUUCUUGAAGGCCCAAGUAUUGAUAAGCUUACCCCACUGGUUAAUGCAGGCUUGGAUUUUCUGCUAAAUGCUAUGAAAGAUGGAAAUAACCAUGUCAAAGACACAACUGCAUGGACUCUCAGUCGUGUAUUUGAGUUGUUGCACAGUCCUGCUAAUGGGUUCUCAGUGAUUUCUCCAGAGAAGCUCCACCGGAUUGUGGCAGUUCUACUGGAAAGUAUUAAUGAUGCUCCACAUGUAGCUGAGAAGGUUUGUGGGGCAAUCUAUUACCUUGCCCAGGGAUAUGAGGAUGCUGGAAGUGAUUCCUCUCUCCUUACUCCUUGCCUUCCUGGCAUCAUUUCUCAACUUCUUAAAACUGCUGAUCGUACAGAUGGGGGUGACUCAAAGCUCAGGUCUUCUGCAUAUGAAACCUUGAAUGAGGUUGUGAGGUCUUCAAAUAUUGUGGAAACAUCUCAUAUUAUUAAAGAACUGCUCCCAGUUAUCAUGAACAAGUUGGGGCAGACUCUAGAACUUCAGAUUGUAUCUUCAGAUGACAGGGAGAAACAAGGAGAUUUGCAGGCUUCCCUCUGUGGUGUUUUGCAAGUCAUUAUCCAGAAACUUAGCAGUGCUGAUGAGACCAAGCCUAUCAUACUCCAGGCUGCAGAUCCUAUUAUGAUUCUGUUCCUCAGAGUGUUGGCUUGCCGGAGCUCUACUGUGCAUGAGGAAGCAAUGCUUGCAAUUGGUGCUCUGGCUUAUGCCUCAGGUCCAGAGUUUGGCAAGUACAUGCCUGAGUUAUAUAAGUAUCUGGAAAUGGGAUUGCAGAAUUUUGAGGAGUAUCAGGUCUGUGCCAUCACAAUUGGAGUGGUUGGUGACAUUUGUCGUGCAUUAGAUGACAAGGUUUUACCUUACUGUGAUGGGAUCAUGAGCCACCUUAUCCGUGAUCUCCAGAGUGCUGAACUUCACCGUUCUGUCAAGCCUCCCAUAUUCUCUUGUUUUGGGGACAUUGCUCUUGCUAUAGGGGAGCAAUUCUUGAAGUACAUUGAGUCUGCAAUAACAAUGAUGCAGAGUGCUGCUCAAAUCUGUGCCCAGAUGGAUACCAACGAUGAGGAGUUUAUCGAUUAUGGCAACCAGCUGAAGCGUAGCAUCUUUGAAGCUUAUUCCGGUAUUCUCCAGGGAUUCAAAAAUUCCAAGCCAGAAGUGAUGCUUCCACAUGCUGGACAUCUUUUGCAGUUUAUAGAAUUAGUUUUCAGAGAGUCUCAAAGGGACGAGAGUGUGACGAAAGCUGCAGUUGCAGUGAUGGGUGAUCUGGCAGACUCUCUUGGUUCCAACACUAAGAUUUUGUUUAGAGACAACACAUUCUAUGUCGAUUUUCUUGGCGAGUGUCUUCAGUCUGAUGAUGAACAGCUCAAGGAGACUGCAAAUUGGACUCAGGUGAUGAUAGCAAAGGUUAUUUCAUGAAUUGUAGGUUGCUAGAUAUCUGUGAGUAAAAAUAGUUGAGUAUGACAAUUUCUUUGUGGUUAGUCAAAUGGAACACUUCUUUUUUGCUCUUUUCCAUUUUAGUCUGUGGUUAAAAAGUGUGAAGAGCCCAGAAAGAAAAUGAGGUCAUGCAUCCCUGUGUCUUUAGUAUUUGGGGAAGAGAAUCAUGAUAAUGGUUCUCUUUCAGUCCACUCUUGUGUGGGAUGGGAGAGAUUGUGCUUUAUUGAACUCUGUCACUGAUCGGUGGUUUAUGAAGGCCAUUUUAUUUAUUUA